Messenger RNA from Botrytis deweyae, 1236 nucleotides. RefSeq lists its product as uncharacterized. The record is from RefSeq and is a predicted model, not a curated record. The transcript has a single exon. NCBI's taxonomy places the organism in Eukaryota, Fungi, Ascomycota, Leotiomycetes, Helotiales, Sclerotiniaceae. Bases 1 to 1236 code for a protein of 411 amino acids.
AUGAUGGCUCAAACUACUUCGGCUGCUCAACCCGACGCAGUUUUCCCGGCCGACAAGGAGUCAACUACUCAACCGGGCGCACUUGUUCUGGUUCGAAUUACUCCAAUUGCUCAAACCGAUGCAGUUGUCCUGACUCGAAUUACUUCAACUACUCAAACCGACACAGUUGUCCUGGUCGACAAGAAGUCAACUGCUCACAACGAUGCAAUUACCCAGCAAAGAAAGUCAACCUCAUCAGCCUUAGUUCGCAUCCCACCAGAAAUACUCAGGAUGAUCGCAGAAUUUCUUCCGGAGAAAAACGCCGCCUGUUUCACUCUUUGUUGCCACAGUAUAAAAGACGUCCUUGGAGAGCGGUAUUUGAAGGCUAUGACAAUUCCACCGUAUGAACAAUUUGAUUUCUCUCCUAAAGGUGAAAUCAAAUUUGUGCACCUUUUGGCGAGAGACCUUCCUCAACACUUCGCAUGCUUCGAGUGUUCCCGCAUUCAUCGAGCGAGAACCAUCAAAUGGCCCAGUAACAUUAAAGAGCAUCUCGGCUGUGCUCAUAGCAUUCGGAGUAGGCAGAAUGCUUAUUCUCUUACGUUUUUCUCGCCCUUCAAAAUAUAUUUCGCUCAAGUUUAUUUGGUGAUGAAGCAACAUCGAUUGGGCAUCGAUCUUGGAUUUCCUCUGGAGGCGUUCCGACACGUAGAAAUUACACACGAGAAGCGCACGAAUGUAACGAAUUUAAUGUCUGUGGAUGCCCGGUUUGUCUCCAAUGAGCUUCUGUUACGGUCUCAAAUCUGGAUUCUAUUCCCUCCGAGCCAAAAAGACAGAAUGAUUCAGAAAUUAUCUGAAUGUGGAUUGCCCACUAGAUUGUGUGCUCAUUCAGCACGAUCAUCAUUGGAAGAGAUGGUGGCAGGACUUAUGGGGAAUGGAGGUUCCCUUAUACGAACGGUGCAAUGCCAUCAUUGUUGGAUGGACUUUGGGAUACGUCGAAAGUACUUUGGAGAGGCAGGAACUGCGUUCAUAAUUACAAGAUGGAUCAAUCUUGGAGCUGGUCUAGACCCCGAAGAUCGUAAGUGGCAAGGUCAUAUCGGACGUAAAGGUCUGCGUUCCAGGCAGCGUCUAGUGAAUAUUAGAAAAACUUUCGAAGACCAGGAAGGAUCGUCGAUGGAAGAGUUUACUUCUGAUAAUCAACAGAAGUUAUUGUCGGAGUGGAGAAGCAAAUACUCCAAUUCAGGGGCGGAUGAUGUUGCUUAG